GCGCACUCCCGCGCCGCCCUGUGUGCGCGCGCGCCCCCGCCCAGGCUCUUCUAGCGAAGCGGGAGGCGGGCGGCGCGUGGGAGACAUGGCGACGGCGCUGCUGCUCUUGGUUCCCGCAUUCCUGUGCGCUCGGGUCUGGGGGGCCGAGACUGUCUGGACAUCGAUGCAGGAUGUAGGGAACCGCACCCACCUGACCUGCCAGCUGAACCAAAGCAGCGUGGCGAUCACAGGCCACCGCUGGAUGCGGGGCAAGGAGGUGCUGCUGGAGGACAACCAGCAGGGGCUGAAGACUGACUACAACGUGAGCUCCAACGAUCACGGGGGCAUCUACACCUGCAUCUUCCUCCCAGAGACCGCAGGCCGGGCUAACUUCGAUGUACCGGGGCCCCCCAAGGUGAAGGCCGCCAAGAAGAUGGAGCAUGUCGAUGAAGGGGAGAGCGUGGUGCUGCGCUGCUCAGCUGAGGCCUUCCCCGCUGUGCAGUAUUGGAGGUGGUACCGCGAGAAUGAGUCUGGGGUGCAGCAACUCAUCGACAACCACACCCGUGCGGACAAAUACUUCGUGGUGUUCGGGGAGAACUCGUCUGAGCUGCACGUGCAGAACCUGCACCUGGAGGAGGACCCAGGCAAAUACUCAUGCGAGGCCACCAACAGCGAAGGCCAGAGCUCCGCCAUGAUCGAGCUGCGCGUUCGCAAGCACCUGGCCGCCCUCUGGCCCUUCCUGGGCAUCGUGGCCGAGGUGCUCGUGCUGGUCACCAUCAUCUUCGUCUAUGAGAAGCGCCAGAAGAAGGACGAUCAAGUGGACGAUGAAGACACGGGCUCCCAGCCACUGAAAAGCUCGGGGCACCUUAUGAAUGACCAAGGCAAAGAGCUAGGCGUGCGCCAGAGAAAUGCCACUUGAGCCAGGCAAGUUUUUUUUUUUUGG
Molecule: messenger RNA, 922 nt
Organism: Suncus etruscus (white-toothed pygmy shrew)
Lineage: Eukaryota; Metazoa; Chordata; Mammalia; Eulipotyphla; Soricidae
Gene: BSG
Product: basigin (Ok blood group)
Exons: 7
Coding region: 86-898 (270 amino acids)
Source: RefSeq, a predicted model, not a curated record